Messenger RNA from Tribolium madens (black flour beetle), 1472 nucleotides. RefSeq names its product solute carrier family 2, facilitated glucose transporter member 3-like. The coding region runs from base 12 to 1424 and encodes 470 amino acids. Gene Ontology annotation, biological process: monosaccharide transmembrane transport. Gene Ontology annotation, molecular function: hexose transmembrane transporter activity. The record is from RefSeq and is a predicted model, not a curated record. The transcript is spliced from 6 exons. Gene Ontology annotation, cellular component: membrane. NCBI's taxonomy places the organism in Eukaryota, Metazoa, Arthropoda, Insecta, Coleoptera, Tenebrionidae.
GUGACAGCGAAAUGAGUCUCGCUAAAUUUCUUUUUUGUGUUGGAACUGUUGCAGGUUCGGGUUUUAUUUACGGCUUCCAUACUGGUUUCAUCAAUAUUCUCGCAGCGACUCUGAUGCGAUGGUACGACGAUGUUUCAGAUGAGCGGCUCGACACAAAACAAAUUACUGAACCUUUAGAUCUGGGUUUUAUUCACAUUUGGGUCACGAUUUCCUUUUUGAUUGGUGGUGUGAUUGGGGGAGCCCUUGUAUAUCCCUUUGCUACUUACCUAGGCCGCAAAGCAUCUCUAUUCUGCAGUAAUUUAAUAGUGAUAUUUGCGCUUAUCAUCGUGAGUUUUGUCAGUCCUUCAAGCGUUUACGAGCUGUUGAUUUUUGGAAGAAUUCUUCUGGGUAUUGCGGCUGGAAUUAACAGUGGAAUAGGACCAAUAUAUUUGGUCGAGAUUUCGCCUUCAUGCUUCCGAGGUUUUGUAGGAAGUUCUUAUUACUUGAUCGCGGCUUUAUCAACAUUCAUGGCUUAUGUAUUUACCUAUCCUACGAUUUUGGGGCAAAUCGACUCGUGGUCUUAUGUUUUUAUCGUGUCUGGCUUACCGACGAUAAUUCAGUCAAUAUUGCUUAUAUUUUGUCCUGAAAGCCCCAAAUAUCUUCUCUUCGAUAAAGAGGAUGAGGAUAGGGCCGAGGAUGCCGUAGCGCAGCUUCAGGGAGAAGAAGUGGAUGAAGAAAUGGAUGACUUGAGGGAAGAGGGGGCCCUUUUGGACGAAAUUGGACCAGUGCCAUUGGAACGAUUGUUCAAGGAUGAGACCUUUAGGAACCCUUUAAUCAUCUCGACUGUCGUUAAGUUAGGAGAACAAAUGACAGGGAUUAGCUGUUUGUUGUACUUUUCAUGUAUAAUUUUCGAAUACCUGGGUUUCGAUGAUUUCAAAGCCAACGCACUGUCUCUAGGUUUAUCUUUUGUGAAUUGGGCUUGUGCCCUAAUAUGCACAUUUACGGUGGAUAAAGUAGGCAGGAAGCCUCUAUUGAUGCUUAGUUACUUCGGUAUGGUGCUAACAGUGUUUUGUUUUACUCUCACGAUGAUUCUAGUGUCAAUUUCAGUUCGACCUAACGAAGCCAUUGACACAAUCUCCGUCAUUUUGAUUUAUUUCUAUGUGAUGUUUUUUGCAUUAGGGGCUGGUUCAAUUUCGUGGUUCUUUACCGCGGAAAUUUCGAACCAUUUCGCCCGUCCCAUGACGGUUUGUAUGACGGUAACCCUGUCCUGGAUGGUUCAACUUAUUUUAGUUGGGUCUUUUAUGCCUCUUUGGAAUGCGGUCCAUACUUAUACGUUUUUAUUUUACAUUCUGUUCGAUAUUGGGACACUUGUUUUUAUUAUUCUGACGUUCAGAGAAACCGCCAAGAUGAAUAGUGUCGAUAUCACAGAAAUGUUUUAUGACUAAAAUUUUUGCCGAUGUCACUUUUGAUAAUAAAAUUUAUAAGUAUCUUAA